Molecule: messenger RNA, 2797 nt
Organism: Hevea brasiliensis (rubber tree)
Lineage: Eukaryota; Viridiplantae; Streptophyta; Magnoliopsida; Malpighiales; Euphorbiaceae
Product: nuclear pore complex protein NUP62
Exons: 9
Coding region: 133-2568 (811 amino acids)
Biological process (GO): protein import into nucleus; RNA export from nucleus
Cellular component (GO): nuclear pore central transport channel; nuclear pore
Molecular function (GO): structural constituent of nuclear pore; phospholipid binding
Source: RefSeq, a predicted model, not a curated record
ACCUUCAUUUCCAGUCCUACAUCAAUCGAAUAGGGUUUACCCUUUCAACAGCCAAACCCUCCAAAAAUCCUCUUUUCAAAACAGUGAACCUCAGAAAUCCCGCUGAAAGAGAAAGGGGAGGAGAGCGCCACGAUGUCUGGCUUCUCUUCCUCAUCCUCUUCAUCUCCCUUCUCAUUGGAAUCCUCCGCUUCUUCAUUUGGAUCUGCAACCACUGGUGCCAGAUUCCAUUUCGGAUCUUCCCCUUCCCCAUCCUCUUCUGCAAACCCUAGCUCCUCAUCCUCUUCUUCCUCUUCCACCUCAUUAUCGUUUGCAUUCAACACCUCGUCAAGCUCUAACCCUAGCUCAGCUCCUCCCGUUUCUUCAUUUGGUUUCGGACUCUCUACCUCUUCAUCCUCCUCCGCUUCUUCUGCCUCUUUAUUGUUCUCCUUUGGUUCAUCUCCUGCUGCCACCAGUUCCGUCCCAUCCCUAUUUGGCUCUGCGUCUGGUUCCACCUCAUCGCCGUUUGGGCAAGCUGAUUCCUCUGCAAUUUCUGGUUCAAACAAUUUUGGGGCUGUUUCAUCCUCUACUACUUCUCCUUCUCCCUUGUUUGGGACUGUUUCUUCUGCGGCUAGUUCUGCCUCGCCUCUGUUUGGUGCAGUGUCAACGGCGGCCUCAAGUGCCGGCUCGUCCUUGUUUGGGGGAACUACGUCUUUACCAUUGUUUGGAGCAACCUCGUCUCCCAUAUUUGGAACAACUUCAUCAGUAGCAAGUUCUGCUUCUACUUCGUCUGUGGCAAGUUCUUCGCCUCCGUUUGGUACAACUUCGUCUGUAGCGAGUUCUCCCUUACCCCUGUUUAGCACAACUUCGUCUGCGGCAAAUUCUACCCCAUCUUUGUUCGGAACAACUUCGCCUGCGGCAAGUUCUACCCCAUCUUUAUUCGCAACAACUUCGUCUGCGGCAAGUUCUACCCCAUCUUUGUUCCCAACAACUUCGUCUGCGGCCAGUUCUGGACCAUUCCCGUUUGGUACAUCCUCCUCCGCUGCAAGUUCAGGUUCAUUACUUUUUGGGACGUCUUCAUCCACUACAAAUUCUGGGCCGUCCCUGUUUGGGUCAUCUGGUGCUUCAGCUGCCACUACUACAUCUAACUUGUUUGCCUCGUCUACAUCAGCUUCAACUACUACAUUCUCGUCUAAUUUGUUCUCUUCAAUUUCCUCUUCGAAUUCAAGCUUCGCUUUGCCUUUCUCCACCGCUUCAUCAGGAUUUUCCUUACCAAAAACCACUCCAAGUUCAACACCAACUACUGCAUCUACAGCGGCUCCUUCGACACAAACUUCAUCAGCAAGCACUUCAGGCUUCUCAUUUGGGACACCGUCUUCUGCAUCUUCAGCAAGCGCUUCUACCAUUUCAUUUGGGACACCAUCUUCCGCAUCGUCUCAGUCUUCCUUCAGCUUUAGCAAUGCAGCUUCUUCAUCUGCCCCUACUGUCUCCACCACACUUGCUGCAAAACCAACAUCUCUAUCGCCAUUGUUUUCUACAGUCACGACCACAAGUGCUUUUACUCCAGCUGCUGGUAUUUCAGUGGCUUCUUCUGCUACAGCUUCAACGCUUACUUUACCUGCAUCUGGUGUGAGUUCUUCUUCUUCUGCUACUUCAGCUACCACAGCUGCUUCUUCUGGGACUACAAGUUCCUUUACUGGUUUUGGAGUGUCCGCUACAGCAGCUUCAUCGGGGAGUACUAGUUCGUACACAGGAUUUUCCUUAUCAACCAAACCAUCAGUACCAGUGACAACAUCACAAGCUCAAUCAACGAUUGCUGCAUCCUUAUUCAGUGCCCCUACUUCUACUUCUGCAGCUGCAACAACUUCCAUUUCCAGUACUACCACAUCUCAGAUGACACUUUCUCUUGCUGUGCCUUCCAGCAGUGGGACAAGUUCAAGUGUUACCACUGCUGUAUCUGCUACACCAAAAUUGCCAUCUGAGAUUACAGGCAAGACCGUUGAGGAGAUAAUCAAAGAGUGGAAUGCUGAGCUUCAAGAGCGUACUGGGAAAUUUCGGAAGCAAGCUGCUGCAAUAGCUGAAUGGGAUAAGAGAAUCUUGCACAAUCGUGAUGUUCUUCUUAGGCUUGAGAUUGAGGUGGCAAAAGUGGUUGAGACACAAGCUAACUUGGAACGGCAAUUGGAGUUAAUUGAGACCCAUCAACAGGAGGUUGAUAAGGCUUUGCAGAGUAUGGAAGAGGAAGCUGAACGUAUUUACAAGGAUGAGCGUGGGUUGCUUCUUGAUGAUGAAGCUGCAUCAACUCGAGAUGCAAUGUAUGAGCAAGCUGAGCUUAUAGGGAGGGAACUAGAGCAGAUGACUGAACAGAUAAAAUCUGUUAUUGACACCCUGAACUCCAGCCAGGGUGGUGAUCUGGACACAAUUGAUAGGAUGACUCCAUUGGAUGUGGUUGUCCGAAUCUUGAACAAUCAACUAAGUUCUUUGAUGUGGAUUGAUGAGAAGGCUGAGGAAUUUUCUUCACGCAUUCAGAAGCUUGCCACUCAAGGUACUGCAGCAGAUCGCGAGCUGAUGGGUCCAAAAUAUUGGAUGUCUUGAUCGUGGGUUUAUAUACUCGUGUCUUCACAGAUUUGAAGAUUAUGCCAAGUUGAGUUAAUUGUGAAAUCAGAAAAGAGCUAUGGCAAUUUACCCAAAAAAGAAAAGAAGAAAAUGAUUAGUUGAACCUUGUUUCAUUUGACUUUUUAUUCGUACAUUAAGAAAAGAGAUGAACUAUGGUGCAUAAGAAUGAUGUUCCUUGAUAAGAAUGGCUAUCCUGACAUUUUCAGUA